This is a messenger RNA of Schizophyllum commune H4-8, 1165 nucleotides long. RefSeq lists its product as uncharacterized. Gene Ontology annotation, molecular function: protein binding. Bases 158 to 982 code for a protein of 274 amino acids. The transcript has 2 exons. Lineage: Eukaryota; Fungi; Basidiomycota; Agaricomycetes; Agaricales; Schizophyllaceae. The record is from RefSeq and is a predicted model, not a curated record.
GCAAGGUGCCCUGUUGAGCAGGCCAUGGCAUGGGCUUGGAAAAUCCUGUGGGACUUUGUGGGUCCGCUCGCGUGGCCGAUGACGGAAACAGCGAUCAACAUUCGCGGCCAUUCUUCUCGCUUGCUCACCACCAUCGCUGCAUCGUUGCGCAUUCUCCAUGUCCUCCCCAACACCCGACCCGUCGUCCUCUGCUGAUGAUGUGAAGGCCCAAGAUGGCGCCGAUGCCCCCCAAGAGACCGAGCCCGCGUCCUCAAAACACGAAGCCAAGGGCAAGGAUCGAGAGGCAGCAGCAGAGGACGCAAGGGAGUCCUCUGAAUCGGACGGCGAGAAGCAGCAAGGCUCGAAUGACGGAGAGGAGGAGCCAGCCUCCCCCGAACCCUCGACAUCGCAGCAGCAGCCGUCAGCAGAGGGCACGCCCUGGCAGGCCGUCUUCGCCCCGCAGUACAACGCCUACUACUUCUACAACUCCCAAACCGGCGAGACGACCUGGACUAACCCGCUCGAUCCAUCUGCCUCCGCCUCUACCUCAAACCCCGCUGCCGGCCCUUCAGCCUCGACCACCGCCACCACCACUACCACCACCGCCUCCCCACCCCCCACCGGCGCCUACACCGCCCUCCAGCAGACCGCCCUCGCGCAGGGCAUCGACCCCGCGCUCGCGCACCUGGACCCCUCCCUCACCUCCGCCACGCCCAACACUGCAUCAACCUCCGCCUUCGUCGCCAAGUUCAACGCGCGCACGGGCGCGUUCACGGGCGCGAGCGGCCGGGACCCGAGCCACCUAAGCGAGUACGAGCGCAUGCGGCGCAUGAACUCCGUCUUCUUCGACAUGGACAAGUGGGAGCAGGAGGCCGCCGCGCGCGCGGAGGCGGAGGAGGCGGCGGGGAAGAAGCGCAAGCGGCCGACGAAGAAGGACUUGGAGCGCUUCAAGGAGCAGAAGCGGCAGAAGAAGAUUGCGAAGACGGCGUGGUUGAGGACGUAGGGCGUCGUUUGGCGUCAGGCUCCCCUUCAUGUUCACGGGGAGACUGUCAACACAACCUCUAUCUCGUAUGUCGAUGUGAUACACUGCAAGUAUGGGAUACAGCGUAUCACUUACAUCUCCGUAUCGAACACGCGAACGAUGCACUCGAUCUACGGACCUGCCCUCAUCCCAAGCAGUGGCAAC